GGAACCAGCUAGUGCAAAUUGAACGCUGAUCAGUUGUCAAACAGUAGCGUUCAGGCCAUCCACUACACGGAUUCUCAUAAGUGACAACAAUACGAAAGUAGUCUGCUAACUGUGCUCUAUUGAAUACAUAUGAUUGUGAAGCGACGGUUAACACAUGGAGGACGGUUUGCCAUCAGUGUCAAUUGGCGGUGUCGGUUCGAGAUUCAUAUCUCAAAACGACCUAGAGGAGGCGAAGGCACGUAGAGAAGAUCAGUGGAAAGCAGCAUAUGCCAGGCUCGGACAGGUGCCUCCGCCGCAGCCUGUGGAAGAUUCUUUCGAUGGUCGAAGUUUAGCAGAGAAAUUAGCUGCGAACAGGGCUGCGAAACAGGAAGAAUGGGAGGAGAAGACGAAGUUAGCGAAUCAAUUUCGAGCACUAGAAGAGGACGAGAUCAUGUUUCUAGAUUCUAUCAGAGAAAAGCAGGCCGAAGAAGAACGCCUCCGGAAAGCACAGGACGGCGAGGAGCUUUCAGACUUCAGAAACUGUUGCAGCUAGGGAAAACGACCUCAACAAGCCUACGCAACCUAUGGCACAACCACGAAAACAGAGUGAUGAUACUCCGGAGAAGCCUAAAGCUCCCGUGGUGGUAUCCAAGAAAGAUGUCAAGAAAUCAUUGAAGGGUGUUGUAGUGAAGAAGAGACCGAAUUCUAACGCUCCGACACCUAGCGA
Suillus subaureus is the source of this 706-nucleotide messenger RNA. Its product is annotated as NEFA-interacting nuclear protein NIP30. The transcript is spliced from 7 exons. Bases 155 to 532 code for a protein of 125 amino acids. Gene Ontology annotation, cellular component: nucleus. The record is from RefSeq and is a predicted model, not a curated record. Lineage: Eukaryota; Fungi; Basidiomycota; Agaricomycetes; Boletales; Suillaceae.